Bombyx mori (domestic silkworm) is the source of this 1938-nucleotide messenger RNA. It is a transcript of the gene SrpRalpha, whose product is annotated as signal recognition particle receptor alpha subunit. NCBI's taxonomy places the organism in Eukaryota, Metazoa, Arthropoda, Insecta, Lepidoptera, Bombycidae. Gene Ontology annotation, biological process: intracellular protein transport; SRP-dependent cotranslational protein targeting to membrane. The record is from RefSeq and is marked provisional. Gene Ontology annotation, molecular function: GTP binding; ATP hydrolysis activity; GTPase activity. Gene Ontology annotation, cellular component: endoplasmic reticulum membrane; signal recognition particle receptor complex.
AAAACAUCCAACAUCUGUGUCGUAGUACAUAAACGAGAAUAAAACUGUUUAUUAUUUGUAGAACUUCAUAAACGUAAUCAAAAUGUUAGAUUUAUUCAGUAUUUUCAGUAAAGGGGGUAUUGUGUUAUGGUGUUUCCAAAGUACUAGUGAAAUAUUUUCGCCAUCCGUGAACGCUUUAAUACGUAGUGUAAUAUUGCAAGAACGCUCUGGCAAUAACACAUUCAAUCAUAAUGCCUUAACACUACAAUACAAACUAGAUAAUGAGUUUGAACUGGUUUUUGUAGUUGCAUACCAACGCAUACUCCAGUUAUCAUAUGUGGAUAAGUUCCUCAAUGAUGUCCACUUGGAGUUCAGGGACAAGUACAAGAAUGAGCUCCAGACAGGUCCCUGUAUCGUUGAUUUUAAUUUUAAAACUACCUUUGAUAAAGUGCUGAAGGAAUGUGAAAUAUGGGCAAAGUCACAAGCUAAAAUUCCAAAACAGAUGAGGACUUUUGAGGAUUCCCAAAAAUCCAAAAAGACGGUUGCAUCUAUGAUCGAACGCAAAGGAGAUGAGAAAGGGAAGAAAACUGUCAAAAUAGUCGAAAGUAAAAAUCUUACAAAUGGUAAAGCAGAGGAAGUUACAAAUAAUACAUAUGAUGAUGAUGUCAUCGCUGCAAACAGAGCCAAGCUAGCACAGAAGCUGGCAUCGAAAACAAAGAAGGAACCCAAGAAAUCUCCAAAGAGUCCCCAGAAGGCAGACCGCGUGAAGCAGCCCCGCGUGUGGGAGCUCGGCGGCGACACGCGCGACGUCGCUGUGCUGGACUACAGUACUGACCAACCAGGAGAUGCUGCUACCUUACUGCCGGACACGCAGUUGAUUGGUCAAAUGACUGGUGCCAUUCGUGACUUGGAAGUAGAAUCCGAGGAGAGCAGCAGUGAGGAAGAGGAGGUAACUUCUCAGCCGACUUCCAAGAAAACUGGAGGAAUGUUCAGUUUAUUAAAAGGUCUAGUCGGUGCAAAAGCAUUGUCAGAGGAAACGAUGCGACCGGUGUUGGACAAGCUUCGUGAUCACCUCAUUGGGAAGAACGUCGCCGCGGACAUCGCCAAUAAGCUCUGUGAUAGUGUUGCCAUCAAACUAGAGGGGAAGGUGCUAGGUACCUUCGACAGUGUUGCCAAGACGGUGAAGGCUACCCUCACCGAGUCCCUCGUGCGGAUACUGUCGCCGAAGCGUCGCGUGGACAUCCUGCGGGACUGUCUGCACGCCAAGCAGGAGGGCAGGCCCUACGUCAUGGCGUUCUGCGGGGUGAACGGCGUCGGUAAAUCGACGAACCUGGCGAAGAUCUGCUUCUGGUUGAUCGAGAACGAUCUGUCGGUGCUGAUAGCGGCGUGCGACACGUUCCGCGCCGGCGCCGUGGAGCAGCUGCGCACGCACACGCGACACCUCAACGCGCUGCACCCGCCCGCGCGCCACCACGCACGACACAUGGUCACGCUCUACGAGAAGGGAUACGGCAAAGACGCGGCCGGCAUAGCAAUGGAAGCAAUACGAUACGCGUCUGACACUAAAACCGACGUCGUGCUCAUCGACACUGCGGGCCGAAUGCAGGACAACGAGCCUCUGAUGCGGGCCCUCGCCAAGCUCAUCGCGGUCAACGAACCCGACACGGUGCUCUUCGUGGGCGAGGCUCUCGUAGGGAACGAGGCCGUCGACCAGCUGGUCAAGUUCAACCAGGCCCUCGCCGACUACAGCUCGUCCAGCAGUCCGCACGUCAUCGACGGAAUAGUGCUCACCAAGUUCGAUACUAUCGACGAUAAAGUCGGCGCCGCCAUAUCGAUGACGUACAUCACCGGGCAACCGAUAGUGUUCGUCGGAACGGGACAAACGUACACCGAUUUGAAAGCGCUGAACGCCAACGCUGUAGUUCACGCCUUGAUGAAGUGAACUUAUAGUGCUGUGCG